GUAAGGUGAGGGAGUGGGACGGAAACAAUGGCUAACGCCCCUUCCGGCCUGGAACCCACGCGCUCUUCUCCCGACUGCCAGGUGCGGAUAUUAGACCUGCUUCACAGAUCCGGACGCAGCGGCUGGCAGUCAAUGUCACUGUCACCCCCGGGUCCGGCGCCGCGGUCCGGCUGCCCGAGUCAGGGGUCAGCGCCGUCCCCGGGCUCUAGCGGCCCGGAGCCCCGCCUGGCGCGGCCGCCCGCCUCCUCCGUUAGCCGCGAGCGAGCCUCGGAACGCCCGAACGCGGCGUGGGGAGCGAGCCCGGCGCGCCGGAUGCCCGGUCAGCCCGCGCCGGGCCCGCUCCGCCCCGGGCCCGCCAUGCAGGGCUCGCUGCGCCAGUGGCGCCGGGCCGCCACGCUGCUGCUGGCCGUGGGCCGUAACCACCCCGGGCCGAGCCCGGCCGCCGCGACCGAGGACUACGAGCUGCUGCUGCUGCAGCGCGGCCGGAACAGCGGCUUCAUGCCCGGCGCCCACGUCUUCCCGGGCGGUGUCAUGGAGGCCGCGGACUCUUCGAGCGACUGGCUCUCCGUCUUCCAACCCCACCACGGGCCGCCGAGUUUCGGCCUGCCCCUCCCCAGGCAGCCCAGGGAAACCUACCCCGAGGUGGCCGUAGCGCCCCGGCCUGCUUCUCACUCGCUCAUCCCUGACGACGUGGCUUUUCGCAUCUGCGCCAUCCGGGAAACCUUCGAGGAAUCGGGCAUCCUCCUGCUGCUCCCCAAGGGCGCCGAGGCCCCGCACCUGCCCCGGGCGCAUGCGCCGCUCGCAGACCUAGCCGCCUGGAGGGCCAGGGUCCAGGAAGACCCUGGCCAAUUUCUCCAGCUGUGCCAGCGCCUCGGGUGCGCACCCAACAUCUGGGCCUUGCAGGAGUGGAGUAACUGGCUCACGCCGUUUGUGAAGAAAGGAGGGAGGCGCUUUGACACGAGGUUCUAUGUCUGCUGCCUGCAUAGCAAACCCCAGACCUUCCUGGACAUGAUGGAAGCGAUUAAAUCCGAGUGGGUAACUCCAACAGAAGCAAUAAAAAAGUUUCUGUAUGAAGAAAUAUGGUUGGCACCACCUCAGUUCUAUGAAAUAAGAAGACUUGUAAACUUUGCUUCUUUAUCGGACCUGCACAAAUUUUGUUUAGACCGGAGUUCAGAAGGAUGUGAAAGAUGGCUGCCAAUUAUGUUGCUAACCCUAGAUGGUGCAGUGCAGCUCUUACCAGGAGAUGAACUAUACCAUGAAGACAAAGAAUUUUUAGAAAAGAAUUUAUCAAUCAACAAAAAGACUGAAGAAAUUAUGGAAAAAAGCAAAAAAUUUCACAGAAUAGUGUUACGCAGCCGUUAUCUUUAUAAUAUCUAUGUGACUAUUCAGCCAAAAUAUAAACACAUAUAUCCAAAGAACUUCUUGGGAUUUAAGAGCCAUUUAUAGUUUGCUACUUGUUUAAAAUUGUAUCUUCAGAAAUAGAAAGUUUGUAUUGAUGAAAAAUGGGUGUUAGCAACCUCACAAGCUUAAAAUACUAGAACCCAGUAAUGGUGAAUUACCAUCUUUCUGCAAGUUUAUCUUUUAGGUAGUUUUGUUUAUUUCCUUCUGCAAACUCUAUAGUGUGCCAUAACUUUGAUUAAUAUUAUCCGACAAGUUUCUUAUGUUAGUAUGUCAAGGAUGAUUCCCUCCCCCAGAGCACAUUGCAAGGUUUGAAUCUGAAGCUCAAAUACAUGUAGCUUCUUACUCACAGUCACACAGAGAAUACAAAAGGCAGAAUGUGAAUCUAGAUUUCCCUGACUCCCAAAACAGCCAAAUUAUUAAAAAGGCGGGGAAAGCUCGUUAGGUAUCACCAUUUCUCCAUUCCCACAAAAGUUUAAGCCAAAGUGAGCACAGAUCACCCUUGUUUUUCUGAUUGCUCAUUGUGCUGCUAUGAACAUUUUGUUAAGGGUGCUGGAUGAGAAUGAACCCCUUUCAGGGCACUGAAGUACCGUACUCUGGUCAUGGGCCACCACAGUUUAAUUCAUCUUUUGGCCUGAACUAAUGAAAGGUUGUCAAAUGGACACAAAGGCCCUAUAUCCACAGAAGUGGAAUAAGAGUGCCAUUCAAUGCUUCAUGUAUUGUUUUUCUUUGUCUUAAGCAUGUCCUCAGCCUUGAUGAUUAAACAGUAAAGCUGUUUAAGGCCAAAUGUGUUUUAAUUUUUUUCCCAGUAGUCCUCAAAUUAUAUAAACACUUAAACAUUUUUAUUUUUUAAAUGUUACUUUAUUCUUUAUUGCCAAAUAAUGAGGUAUACUAAGGCUUGUGAGUUCUACAAUGAUUUACUCUGUAAUGAUAAUUUUUAAUUUUGCCAUUACAUACAUUUUCCUUUUUAAUUCAUUAAAUUUGUCUGUCUUAAGUUUAUCUGAUGUGGAUAACAUGUCAACAUAGAAUGAUGUUCUUUGAUAAAAGUUUGGAAUCUGUGGUCAGGACAUGGAACCUUUAGCUUCGAAGCUGUCCUGCUUGUCUAAGUCUCCUUCAGAAUUUAUUUCUGUAAAUUAAAAAAAAUUCUUCAAUGACUCUCUUUUUCUUUUUUGGGGGGAGGAGGGAAGAAUCAUUAUUGCUAGUCUCUCUCUCUCUCUCUCCCUUCCAAGCUCCCUCCCCCUCCAUUAAGGAAACACAAAUCCUUGUAACAAAUCAAGCAACCAAAUCUACACGUGGACCGUUUCCAAAAAUAUAUGUCUUAUAUUGCAUGUCAAACCACUCUCCCCGACUUCUUUUAGGUGAGGGAUUGCAUCUUUUGUUAUUGGUUCUCUGGAAUAAUGGUUGACCAUUACAUUGAUUAAAGUUCUUGAGUCUUUCCAUA
This is a messenger RNA of Trichosurus vulpecula (common brushtail), 2839 nucleotides long. It is a transcript of the gene NUDT19, whose product is annotated as nudix hydrolase 19. Gene Ontology annotation, molecular function: hydrolase activity, acting on acid anhydrides, in phosphorus-containing anhydrides. The transcript has 3 exons. Gene Ontology annotation, cellular component: mitochondrion. The record is from RefSeq and is a predicted model, not a curated record. The coding region runs from base 28 to 1446 and encodes 472 amino acids. Lineage: Eukaryota; Metazoa; Chordata; Mammalia; Diprotodontia; Phalangeridae.